GACAGAGACAAGGAAGGAGGGGAGAAAGCUCACAAAGAUGGAACUACUCUGCUAUAGCCUCCUGACAAAACACUGAGCUGAAAGAUGAACAAGGUGUACAUACAUGCUUUGUCCUUUUUUGUUGUCUUGCAGAUUCCUGGCUCUCUUCUAGAUGGAAAGCGCAGUGGACUUAAAGGAUAACUUUCGCCACAUUGCUGCUGGAAUGAGCUCUGUGGUUGUAAGGUACAGACAGGCAACACCUGGGCUGACUGAUCUGAAGCUUUUUGGAUCUCAGCGUCAGCUGGGCUUGAUCUCUCCUUGCUGACUGAGCAGCUGCUGCUGAUUGCUGCUCUUAAUUUCCACAUAUCUAGGCUACCCACACCCGAACCUCUGCAUUGUUGGAUUGAGCUAUUUUAGUCUUCCCAGGCUGCACUAUUGUCUUUGGAAGAGGCAUCUUUUGGAGAAGGGUGCCUUCUUUUAUUGUGGAUGUGUAUUCCUGUGACCAGCACUGGUCUGUCUUCUUCACCUGCUGAGAGCCUCAGGAAGCCACCUGCCGCACUUCUGGAAUGGUGUGACCUGCAGCCAGCUGUUGGCCAUCCCACAUUUGGGUUAAGAUGCCGGUGAUGAAGGGCCUCCUGGCCCCCCAGAACACCUUUUUGGAUACCAUUGCGACACGCUUCGAUGGCACCCACAGUAAUUUCCUGUUGGGCAACGCCCAGGGCCACCGUGGCUACCCCAUCGUCUACUGCUCGGAUGGCUUCUGUGAACUGACGGGCUUCACGAGAACUGAGGUGAUGCAGAAAAACUGCACCUGCCGCUUCCUGUACGGGGCUGACACCAGUGAGCAUGUGGCCCAGCAGGUAGCGAAGGCUCUGGAGGGCAGAGAAGAGUAUCAAGCUGAGGUCCACUUCUACAAGAAGAAUGGUGCAGCCUUCUGGUGUCUGUUAGACAUCGUUCCCAUCAAGAAUGAGAAGGGUGAAAUGGUUCUCUUCCUCUUCUCAUUCAAGGACAUCACUGACACCCAUGGAAAGAGCCAGCUCAACAGCAAGAAGGAGGUUUCAGAGGACAACAAGAGGUGCAGGAUUAAGAGCAGCUCUCACUUCAGUGAAGCCAGGAGGCAUGGGCGCACCAUGUUGUUCCAUCUGACCAGCCAGUUCUCAAGAGGAGGCAAAGGAGAGGUCAGCCUGGGUGGUAACAUAAUUGACAAGCCUACGGUACCAGAGUACAAGGUAGAAACAGUACAGAAGUCACGCUUCAUUUUGCUUCACUACAGUUCAUCCAAAGCACUGUGGGACUGGCUCAUUCUUGUGGCGACCUUCUAUGUGGCUGUCACCGUGCCCUACAGCGUCAGCUUCAUGCCGUAUGAUCACACCAUCACAGCAGCACGCUUCACCUUCAUCAGCGAUGUUGUAGUGGAAAUGCUCUUUAUUGUAGACAUUGUCCUAAACUUCCGAACCACCUAUGUGAACAAAUCAGGUCAGGUGGUGUAUGAGCCGCGUAGCAUCUGCAUUCACUACGCCACCACCUGGUUUGUUGUGGAUCUAGUGGCUGUUCUGCCCUUUGACCUGUUGUAUGCCCUCAACAUCCCAGUGACCUCCUAUGUUCACCUGCUAAAGACAAUACGCCUGCUGCGCCUCCUGCGGCUGCUUCAGAAGCUGGAUCGUUACUCCCAGUACACCGCUGUAGUCCUGACCUUACUCAUGUCUGUGUUCGCCCUACUGGCACACUGGAUGGCCUGCAUCUGGUACAUGAUUGGACGCAGUGACAUGGAGUCUGAUCGGACCUGGAACAUUGGGUGGCUCCACGAACUGGGCAAACGUCAGGACACGCCCUACAUCAACAGCACUCUGGGUGGCCCAUCACUGCACAGCUCCUACAUCGCUGCCCUCUACUUUACCCUCAGCAGCCUGACCAGUGUGGGCUUUGGCAAUGUUUGUGCCAACACUGAUGCUGAGAAGAUCUUUUCCAUCUGUAUCAUGCUCAUUGGCGCACUGAUGCACGGCUUGGUCUUCGGUAAUGUGACAGCCAUCAUCCAACGUAUGUAUUCACGUCGCUCUUUCUAUCACACACGGAUGAAGGACCUGAAGGAGUUCAUCCGUGUCCACUGUCUGCCCCAGCAGCUCAAACAGCGUGUGCUGGAGUACUUCCAGACCACAUGGUCUAUGAACAAUGGUAUAGAUGCCAACGAGCUCCUGCGUGACUUCCCCGAUGAGCUGCGGGCCGACAUCGCCAUGCACCUGCAUAAGGAAAUCCUCCAGCUGCCGAUUUUUAAUGGGGCCAGCCGUGGCUGCCUGCGCUCACUCUCCCUCAACAUAAAAACCUCCUUCUGUGUCCCUGGGGAGUAUUUGAUCCGUCAGGGUGAUGCGCUGCCUGCCAACUACUUUGUCUGCUCUGGAUCCCUGGAGGUGCUGAAAGACGAUAUGGUGCUGGCCAUAUUAGGCAAAGGGGACUUGAUUGGGUGUGACCUUCCUGAAACAAACCAGGUGAUAAAGACCAAUGCUGAUGUGAAGGCCCUGACCUAUUGUGACCUGCAGUAUAUCAGUGUGCGUAGCCUGAAAGAGGUGCUUGAACUCUACCCUGAAUAUGCCAGUGUGUACGUCUCUGACAUCAACAACAGCCUCACCUACAACCUGCGUGAAGGCAGCCAGAACGAGGACACUUACCUGAACUACAACCUGCGUGAGGGCAGCCAGGAUGAGGGACUCAACAGGUUUUCAAGGUCACCCAGGCUUUCCCAUGAAAGCAAGCUCCCAUAUAUUGUGGAGACCAAGGUGGAUGAGCCAGACAACUUAUCCCACCUUUCUCCAGCUACACGCUCCCGUCGCAACCUCCUGCUGCCCAGCUUCAGCAACCCUGUUCGCCGCACUUCCCUGGGGAACCUCCUUGGGGAUGAGCUGCGGCAGUUCAACGCCCUGCGACGCUGCCGCUCACCAAACCUCAGCCGUGGCUUCCAUGGGCAUAGCUCCUCCCCGCGGCCGCCAACAAGACUAGAGCACAGUUCGUCAGCCCCACCCUCAGAGUCAGUCCAGGGAGAGUCCGGGGCUAAGCAAAAGCCUUCACAGCUGCUUAUCCCAACAAUCGCCUGCUUUGGACCCCCAGACCUUAGUCCCAGGGUUGUGGAUGGCAUCGAAGACAAUGGGCAAAGGUUUCACUUCAACAUAGAGCACAUUGGGCCUAAAGCCAGUACAGGAGGCAGCACCCAAGACUACACACAAGCUACCGCCUCUCUGCUGCUGGAGACGGAGGAGGUUAGGCAGAGCGUCAGCCAGCUCAGCCAAAAGAUGGGCACAUUAAGCCAGGAAGUAUCUGAGCUCACCAAGGGCUUGCACCACAUGAUGCAUCUCCUCCAGGCCCACAUAUCUCUGCAUCAAUACAAAGCGUCCUGCUCUUAUAGCAUGCAAAUGUCAUCCAGCCCUCCCACUGGCCCCAACACUGACAUGUCAUUCAACCUAGCUUCAACCUGCCACCUGUUUAAAGAUCCUGGGAGCUAUCAAGAGUCUGGUCAUCAAAGUGCCCCACCUGCUGGCCACUGCAACUACAGUAGAGCUGCUGAAACCCAAACUGAAAACCACCUCUGGCCCUGGUCCUCUAGCCCACCUGUUAACUCCAGCCUACCACAGUCUGUAAACUCUGCACCCAGGUUAGGCUCAUGUCAUAGCUCUGAGACCCUGACCACACUCAUGUGGGCCAGCCCAUCUCUUCCCAGUGAUAGUGAUGAAUAUUCUUGCCUUUUGUCUAGUGCCCCUACAGUUACGUCCACACACAGCCUGAUGGACCUGUCACCAUCCUCUCACCCCAAUCUCUGCUUGGCCUCUGAGUCUCAUCGCAGCUUAUCACAAACCUCACAUGAGGACAUAGGUGUUCUGAAAUCCACUCUGACAUCUCAUACUCUGGCCCAGGACCCCUCCACCUUCCUAAUCGAGGACCCACACCCUUCUAUCCACCAUGUCUCUGCCUCUCUACCUACAUUGCUCAGCCACCCUCCUGAAUCCUCUCUGGUUUCACGGUCACCACGAUCAGAUGCUCUGGAGCCCCUUCUCCCACUGGGCGACCCACCUGUCAUACAACACCCCAGUCUGGAGUGCCUCCUGGAGAACGGGAGCUCUGUGGAGAGCAGGGACAGCGAAAGCAUGUCAUCACAAAGGUCCAGCAGCGACUUCCAAACUGCGAGCACAGAGCAGUCGUGGUGUCUGGACCUUACAGAUUAGACUAAAAAUUUCAGGUGCAGAGUCAUUGACUUUACUGUCAGUUUCACUUCACUUUACAGUGCUUCUAUGCAAAGCAUGUCAUUUGUGCAUUAUCUUGGAUUUACUGAAGUGAUAUUUAAAAAACCCACAGUAAUGGGUUCCAGUAUAUUCUUAAUAUUUUUUUCUAAUAUCCUCAAACCAAGUUGCAGUUGAUACCUGUUACCUCCUUGCAUGGUAAAGCUGUUCUUUUUCCUAAGGAAAAGGUUUCCAAAUUAAUGUGUAAGCAUUCUACAUGAUAAGCUAUUGACUUUGUACACAGACACAGUUAUUUAUAUGACAGAUCGGUGUGUCUGGAUGUUUUAAUAUACCAAGGUACAAAAAUAACAAAGACUUCAUCUUGCAUAUAGGGAAUAUAGUAGGUGAAUCACAGUAUAGAUUGAUUGUUGUUUUAAAUUGAAUGUUUUUUCACUUAAGGACCUUUUCUUUGUGGGUUAAUAGAAUUUUCAAACAAUGAAUAUGUAGUAUACAAAUGUCACUAAUACAUAGUAUUGAUCCUUCAGGAGAUUUAUGAUUUUAUUUCCUCACCAAGGCAAUAAAUAUUUUGCUGUGAAAUUGA
Messenger RNA from Monopterus albus (swamp eel), 4782 nucleotides. Its product is annotated as potassium voltage-gated channel subfamily H member 4-like. The record is from RefSeq and is a predicted model, not a curated record. The transcript is spliced from 16 exons. Gene Ontology annotation, molecular function: voltage-gated potassium channel activity. Gene Ontology annotation, biological process: regulation of membrane potential; potassium ion transmembrane transport. The coding region runs from base 594 to 4187 and encodes 1197 amino acids. Gene Ontology annotation, cellular component: plasma membrane. NCBI's taxonomy places the organism in Eukaryota, Metazoa, Chordata, Actinopteri, Synbranchiformes, Synbranchidae.